AUGAGCACCUUUGCAGGGGCACAGCCAGAUCUGGAAAGUUACGCCCGCCAGGGUGUGCAGCGGUUAUCAAGCUAUCUGCAGAUAGACACAGUUAACCCGCCCGGUAACGAAAGCCGUGGCGUUGAAUUUCUACAGAAUAUCUUCACCCAGGCCGGGGUGGCAUUUGAGAGUGUUGAAUCUGCCCCAGGCCGAGGCAACAUCUGGGCGAAACUGCCUGCGACAACUUCUCCAAAACAACCCGGUCUGAUUCUGCUGCAUCACAUAGAUGUGGUACCCGCGAACCGCGACUACUGGAGCUUUGACCCGCUAUCCGGCGAGGUGAGAGACGGUUUUGUCUACGGCCGCGGUGCGAUUGAUACCAAAGGCCUGGGUAUUGCUCAGUUGCAGGCUUUUCUGGCGCUGGCGGAAUCUGACUUACCGCGCAAUCGUGAUCUCUGGCUGAUGGCGACCGCUGAUGAAGAAGCGGGCGGUUUUUUUGGCGUGGGAUGGCUGGUAGAACAUCGGCCCGAGCUGUUUGCUGAUGUGGGUUACGUUUUGAAUGAAGGUGGCUCGGGACGGGUGUUUGGCAACGAAACAGCGGUUAUGGUCGAGGUCACGCAGAAGGUCCCGCUGUGGUUGAAGCUUACCUCCAGGGGCCGCCCCGGGCACGGUUCAGCACCGCUGGUUGAAACCUCUGUGACCCGCAUGGUGCGAGCGUUGAAGCGGAUCAGCGAAACAGAGUUCCCGGUUCGUGUGAUGCAGCCGGUUGCAGACAUGUUUGAAGGCAUUGCACCCUAUCAGAGUGACGUGGAUCGUCAGGCUUUUGCCACAAUUGGACAGGGCAACCUCAGCGAUGAGUAUUUGCUUGCCUUAAAAAUGCGCAGCCCUGGAUAUCACGCGCUGCUGCGCAAUACCUGCUCUAUUACGCGGUUAGAAGGCAGCGCAAAAAUUAAUGUUAUUCCUGCAGAAGUGCAUGCUGAACUCGAUUGCCGCCUGCUGCCGGAUCAGGACCCGCAAGCGUUUCUGCAGGAACUGAAUCUGAUUAUCAAUGACCCACAUGUAUCGAUAGAGAAAAUUAUGGGUUUCACCCCUGCGGUAAGUAAGACGCAAACGCCGCUGUUCAAAGCCAUUGCAGCGGUUUCUGCGGACGCGUUUGACGCCCAGGUAGUGCCAACGGUUGCGGGUGGGUUCACCGACAGCCACUUUUUCCGCGACCUGGGCAUCACCAGUUAUGGCUAUUCACCGUUUGCUUUCACCACUGCAGAGUUUUCCGGUGUACAUGGCAACGAUGAGCGUGUGUCUGUGAUUAAUAUCGAACGCGGAGAGAACAUCAUUAACACCUUAAAUACCGUUGACCACGAACUCGACUUUUCGCCGUUACAUGAGCGCAUGUCGAGUUAUGUCGAACAGGACAUUCUGUCCUGCUGCAGCACGAUCAUCAUGCGCGGCACCGAUAUCCUCGAUUAUAAGACUUUCGGGUAUAUGGACAAAGACAGUGGUGCGCCCCUGACCGAAGAUGCGAUCUAUCGGAUGUAUUCCAAUACCAAGAUUGUUACUUCGGUUGCUUUGAUGAUGCUGUUGGAAGAGGGCAAAUUUGCCCUGGACGACGAAUUGUCCCGUUACAUGCCGGAGUUUGCGGACCCUAAGGUGUUGCGCCCGGAUGCAAAAUCCGCCGAUGACGUAGAAGCGGCCAGCCAGCCGAUUUUAAUCAAACACAUCCUCAGCCAUAGCGCGGGAUUAAGCUACGGGUUUAUUGAACCGGAAUCCAUUGUUGAUCAGGCGUACGCCGGAAAGUUGAAUGUGCUGGGCGACUUCAGUGUCGACCUGGAAGAAUUCUGCAGCCGCGCAGCGUCAUUGCCGUUAGCUUAUCAACCCGGCACCAGCUGGCGUUAUUCAGUGGCAACGGACGUAUGUGCGCGUCUGAUUGAAGUGCUCAGUGGCCAGCGCUUUGAUGAGUUUCUCAAGAGCCGAAUAUUCAACCCGUUAGGUAUGAGUGAUACAGACUUCUGGGUGCCACCAGAAAAAGCAGAUCGCUUUAUUACCAUGUAUGCCCCAACAGAUCUGUUGGAUCCCAUGAAGCCCGGCAUGGUAAAGGUUGAUGACCCGGUUUCAGGUUCAUACAACAGUCCGCGUAAACUGCUCAGCGGUGGUGGCGGCCUGGUGUCUACCAUGGGCGAUUACAUGACGUUUAUUCGUGCCAUUGUGAACAAUGGCAGCUGGCAGGGUGUGCAACUGUUGCAGCCGCAGACGCUGAAACUGAUGCGCACCAAUCAGCUGGCUCCUGGUGUUGGUGUUUCGUUCCCGAUGUGGGAUAUGCCGGGUACCACAUUUGGUCUUGGUUUUGCGCUGCAUGAAACCCUGCAACCGGGUGAACCCGCAGGCGCAAAAAAUGAAUACCACUGGGGCGGUAUGGCAGGCACGCAUUCGUGGAUGGCGCCGGAGGCGGGCAUUACCGGUAUGUGCUCAACACAGCGAAUGCCUGGCUUCUGGCAUCCUUUCAGCCAUGAAUUCAAGAGCCUGGCCUACCAGAUCGCCGGCUGA
Molecule: messenger RNA, 2520 nt
Organism: Symbiodinium pilosum
Lineage: Eukaryota; Dinophyceae; Suessiales; Symbiodiniaceae
Source: the annotation of a GenBank genome assembly